CAUUUUCCAGUGUAAAAGAAUAAUAAUUAUUAUUCAGACAUAUCGAACGUGUUCGGUUCUUUAUCGCUCUGGUUUAUAAUCAUCAGAGAUUUAUAUAUUUCAGGAUUGAAAGGUGGAUAAUCAUCCUGUAAACCUGGCAACCUCGAACCAGGCGGAUUGAAGAUGUCGGAGAGCGCGAGACACGCAGAGACCGGAAGUACAGGUGCAGCAAGUUCAGCUAAAGUGAUGACAUCACCAGUUUUUGAGAAGAAGCAUCAGAGAAAUGGUCGCUCCGCCCCAGCUCACCAAUCAGCCAAUCAGACCAGCCCAACUGCUGGUAAUCAGGCUGAAAUCUUGACUCCACCCUCUGUGUCAGAGAAAAAGCCUGUGACCAAUGGGCAUGCUUCACCUGUCCACCUCCCAGACCAGACAGGUAACCAGUGUGUGGAGUCGCUACUCAAAACAGACGACAGGAUGCGACUGGCCCGGGAGAGACGAGAAGAAAGAGAGAGGAGUCUGGCGAUGAGGGAGCAGGCUCUGUUAGAGAAGGAGCGUCGUUCUCGUCUGCAGUAUGAGAGAACGAGGGAGGAGAGGUGGAGGCGUCUGGAGGAGCAGAGGCAGAAGGAGGAGCAGCGCAGAGCUGCUGUGGAGGAGAAAAGGAGGCACCAGCUCGAGGAGGAAAAGGAGCGUCUGGAGGCUUUAAUGAGGAAAUCAUUGGAGCGAAGUCUUCAACUGGAGAACAGAAACAAACGCGGGACCUAUGGGAUGAACGGACAGAGCGACUAUACCCUCCCCCAUGACCUCAUCGCCUCCUCUCCUCCUACCAACGAAUUAGGCAACGUUCCCUCCAGUCCUCACAGGUCACUGUACUGUGCUUCACCCAGCCGUCACCGUGCCAACACUGUUGCCUUGGAGAUGGGCAGGGCAAAUUCAGUGCCAAAUACCCCAAAGAAGAAGAAGUUGCAUACAGAGAGAAGGACCCCAGCUGGAUCACCUGUUAGACGAGCUGAAUCUCCUGCUGAUGUCAUCCGGCGUGCGGUCUCACCAAAGUUUAGUCCUACACACACACACAGUCGUAAUCAGUCUCCAGUUCCCCGGCGUCAUUACACUUCGUCCCCUCUGAGACACAGACCCCCCACAAUCCUCACUGAUGACAUGGUCACCGUUAACAGGCAAGCCCAAGAGGGCAAAGGUCAUGACCCUGCAGAUAAAAAGCUACUGACUGAGAUGAAGGUCAGUGUAGAACAUGUGAGGGGAACCUGUAAAGCCCAGAGCCCCAAACCUACAGACAGUAGCACAGACCGUUCAUCUUUGACCUCUGGGAAGGCUGUUGCCAGGACAACGAAUGGGGACGAGGUGCCUCAUAUUUUGGCAGAACAACAGCGUCUCAGUCACAAACAGAAGGAGCGUGAGGAAAAGGACAGACUUAAAGCUGAGCAGCAGAAGAAGAACCAGGAGGACAUGAAAGAAAAGAAGAGAAAAGCAGUUGAAGAGAAGGAGUUGCAGGAGAAACAGGAAGUGGAGAGAGAGCUGAUAAAGCAGCAGGAAGAACAAGAGCGUCAGCAGAGGAAAAAGAGAAUUGAGGAGAUCAUGAAGAGGACGCGGAAGACUGAUGGAGAAUUAAAGAGAUAUGACAGUCAGGAGCUUGAUUCCCCUCCAUCAAACACACACUCACGCACUCUGUCUCCGCCAGUACUGCACAACACUCCAGCAUUAAACCCACCUGAUCGUAGAGGAAUAGCUCUAAAUGUGGAGAUUGCUCCUGUGACACCUCAGAGAAGCUCACCUAUGAGAGAGGAACAGAGCACUCAGGUGAAAAGGAUUAACAGUUCAUCAGAGAAGCUACAGAAGGCACAGGUAAAGAUCUCAGAAGAAAACCAUGAAAAGAAACUUCUUCCAGUCAAUGACAGAGAGCAAGAAAGAGGCCAGGUGAUCAGCCCAGAACUCACACAGAUGACCAAACAGGAGAGUGGUGGCCAGGUUAAAUGUCACUCCUCUGAACAAGUGAAGAGUCCACCCUCACAACAGGUGUACAACCAGAUGAAAAGUCCAACCUCACAACAGAUGAACAGCCAGGUGAAGAGUCCACCCUCACAACAGAUGAACAGCCAGGUGAAGAGUCCAAACUCACAACAGAUGAACAACCAGAUGAAAAGUCCAACCUCACAACAGAUGAACAGCCAGGUGAAGAGUCCAACCUCACAACAGAUGAACAGCCAGGAGAAAAGUCCAACCUCACAGCAGGUGAACAGCCAGGAGAAAAGUCCAACCUCACGGCAGGUGAACAGCCAGGUGAGGAGUCCAACCUCACAACAGGUGAACAGCCAGAUAAAAAGUCCAACCUCACAACAGGUGAACAACCCGAUGAAAAGUCCAACCUCACAACAGAUGAACAGCCAGGUGAAGAGUCCAACCUCACAACAGAUGAACAGCCAGGUGAAGAGUCCAACCUCACAACAGGUGAACAACUCAAUGAAAAGUCCAACCUCACAACAGAUGAACAGCCAGGUGAAGAGUCCAACCUCACAACAGAUGAACAGCCAGGUGAAGAGUCCAACCUCACAACAGGUGAACAGCCAGAUAAAAAGUCCAACCUCACAACAGGUGAACAGCCAGGUGAAGAGUCCAACCUCACACCAGGUGAACAGCCAGGUGAAGAGUCCAACCUCACAACAGGUGAACAGCCAGCUAAAAAGUCCAACCUCACAGCAGGUGAACAGCCAGGAGAAAAGUCCAACCUCACAACAGAUGAACAGCCAGAUAAAAAGUCCAACCUCACAACAGGUGAACAGCCAGAUAAAAAGUCCAACCUCACAGCAGGCGAACAGCCAGGUGAAGAGUCCAACCUCACAACAGAUGAACAGCCAGGUGAAGAGUUCAACCUCACAACAGGUGAACAGCCAGAUCAAAAGUCCAACCUCACACCAGGUGAACAGCCAGAUGAAAAGGCCAACCUCCUACCAAGUGAACAGCCAGAUGAAGAGUGAGCAAGUGAAUGGCCAGGCAAGCUCACAGGUGAAAACUACCAUGACACCGUCACAAGUGACAUCAAAGAAGACAUCAGAAAGCUCCCUCCCCCUCAGCCCAUUACCUCAUUCACAGUUCCCACCAACUCUCAGUGACCUGGAGUAUCUGGAUAAAGGGGACGGGGCAAGAAGGGAGUCGGCUGAUGCAGUGCAAUCAAUGGAGUUCAGCCCCAUCUCUAAAGAGGAACUGAUCUCAAUUCCGAAGUUUUCUCCGGUCUCUGAAGUUCAGAAAGUUGUGAACAGCACACGAGUGCUGGAGGACCUGCUGGAUCUGACUGGUCAUGUGACGUAUCCCAUAAUGCAGUACAGCACCACACACGGAGACCGCAACAAAAAUGUUAUUGAGCCAAAACAGACAACUAACACACUAAACAUGAGAAGCAGAAAGGAGUGAGAGGUGAACAUACACACAUUUACAUACUUACAUACACACACAGAUACAGUUACACAAAAACACACACUUAUCAAGAUAGUGUAAUGCUAACAGAACUGGCUGGCUAGUGUUAGUCACUUUGUUCACUUCUCUAUAAGAGUAAGUUGCUUAUGAACUCUAGUACACUAUUGUCAUAUAAUGUGAUGAAAAACCCUUUCUGUUGCAGAAUGAGGUGCAGACUUGUCCUAGUGUGUAAAUAUCUGUAUAUUUAUACAGUAUAUAUGUAAAAUGUUUGAAAAUUACAGCUGUCCUAAGCACAUGAAGGAUAAAUGAAACUUCAAAAAACAUAAGAGAAAAGAUAUGAGAUGUUCAUUACAUCAUUACCCUGUAGUAGAUAGUGUGUUAGCCUAAACAAUUAACUAGAGCUGCUCUAAACUGAACUGGACAGUAUUUAUGCUAAUAUGCUAGGAUUUCCUGCACUGCGUUGGUUUAAUGUUCAACACACUGUACGAUUAUUGUGUAGUGAUUAGUUUGGACAAAUGUACAGCAUUAAAUGUGCAUUUAGAUAGCCUGAGUUAGCCAGUAAGCUAGCUGUAUUAGCAAGCACGUUCUUUGCCUCAAGAGCUAAUUCACCAUAAAAAUAGCUGCUCUUGUGAGAGCAGAGAAUCUAGAGAUAAUAAACAUUAAUAAAGAUUAUGGGGCUUUUAAUCGAGUUUAAAAAUGUAAAAAUCAGCAGGUAACUCUCCUGGUAACGCUGUGUUGUAUUUAGCCGGCGAUUAGUAGGUCUGCAUUAGUAUGAAAACGCUAUUCUGCCUUGUGAACUUGAUGCUUUUACUAAAUCUCCUGAUGCACGAGCUCACUGUGCUGUUUUAUGCAGAAAUCUAAUUAUCCCAUGACCUUGUGGCUAGAAGUCCCACAUUCUCCAUUUGUAUAUUUCUUUGGAAAGAAAGGUACUGCUUCAUGUCCAUGUUCUCACUGUAAUGUACGAAAUACGAGUUCAUAUCCAGCUCACUUUUUCUCAGACAGAAAUCAGACCCAUGUCAGUGCUGUGGACUGAAGAUGGUGUUACUGUGUGAUGACACUGCGAAGUGUUUUAUUCAAAACUGGACUCAUCUUCUUCCUGAGUGAACAAGCUGCAUGAAGCCUGAAU
Tachysurus vachellii is the source of this 4528-nucleotide messenger RNA. RefSeq names its product MAP7 domain containing 2a (gene map7d2a). The coding region runs from base 163 to 3399 and encodes 1078 amino acids. Gene Ontology annotation, cellular component: microtubule cytoskeleton. NCBI's taxonomy places the organism in Eukaryota, Metazoa, Chordata, Actinopteri, Siluriformes, Bagridae. The record is from RefSeq and is a predicted model, not a curated record. Gene Ontology annotation, biological process: microtubule cytoskeleton organization. The transcript has 16 exons.